Alligator sinensis (Chinese alligator) is the source of this 450-nucleotide messenger RNA. Its product is annotated as homeobox protein notochord. Lineage: Eukaryota; Metazoa; Chordata; Crocodylia; Alligatoridae. The coding region runs from base 1 to 450 and encodes 149 amino acids. Gene Ontology annotation, molecular function: DNA binding; DNA-binding transcription factor activity, RNA polymerase II-specific. The record is from RefSeq and is a predicted model, not a curated record. Gene Ontology annotation, biological process: regulation of DNA-templated transcription; neuron differentiation; central nervous system development. The transcript is spliced from 3 exons.
AUGCCCACGUGCCAGCUCUCUGAUUACACCCAGGAGGAGAAGCCCGAGUGGGAUGGGCGAGAUGGGCGCUUUGUAAGGGCAGGUCUGGAGCUGUCUCGCUGUGUAGGCACUGGCUCCCUGGGCCCUCCUGUUCCUUGGAGGUCAGGGGGGCCCUGUAAGAUGAAGAGGAUCCGCACCGUCUUCAAGCCGGAGCAGUUGGAGAGGCUGGAGCAGGAGUUUCUCAAGCAGCAGUACAUGGUGGGCACAGAACGCGUGGACCUGGCAGCCACCCUGCACCUCACAGAGACUCAGGUGAAAGUCUGGUUCCAGAACCGGAGGAUCAAAUGGAGGAAGCAAAGCCUGGAGCAGAAGAAAGCGAAGCUGUCCCAGUUCGGAGCACCGCCGCCUGUCUCUGCUGACUUGACAGACACCAAGGACACCGAGGAGGAUGCGGUGGACAUUGAGCUUUAA